Schistocerca piceifrons (Central American locust) is the source of this 542-nucleotide messenger RNA. RefSeq names its product barH-like 1 homeobox protein. NCBI's taxonomy places the organism in Eukaryota, Metazoa, Arthropoda, Insecta, Orthoptera, Acrididae. Gene Ontology annotation, cellular component: nucleus. Bases 21 to 542 code for a protein of 173 amino acids. Gene Ontology annotation, biological process: animal organ development; regulation of transcription by RNA polymerase II. Gene Ontology annotation, molecular function: RNA polymerase II cis-regulatory region sequence-specific DNA binding; DNA-binding transcription factor activity, RNA polymerase II-specific. The transcript is spliced from 4 exons. The record is from RefSeq and is a predicted model, not a curated record.
UGCCAGCGGACAGCCGCGCCAUGCAGCACAGCAAGUCCUUCCUCAUUAAGGACCUGCUGGGGGAUGUCCUCACCGACAGGGAAGAAGAGUCGGAAGAGGAUCGGGAGGCAGAGCACGUAGCCGACGCGAGCGCCAGCAGCGGCAGCGGCGGGGGCGACGCGGGCCCGGCGGCGGCAAGCAAGGGGCGCAAGCCGCGUCGGCGCAGGACGGCGUUCACGCACGCGCAGCUCGCCUACCUGGAGCGCAAGUUCCGCUGCCAGAAGUACCUCUCCGUGGCCGACCGCAGCGACGUGGCCGACGCGCUCAACCUCAGCGAGACGCAGGUCAAGACCUGGUACCAGAACCGCAGGACUAAGUGGAAGCGGCAAAACCAGCUGCGCCUGGAGCAGCUGCGGCAGCAGGCGUCGGUGGAGAAGGAGCUGCUGUCUGCGCAUGCGCCCGCAGAGCCGGCAGCCUGCUGCCCCUACCAGCCGCCCGCCUUCCUCACCACGGCCGCCGCCAUCUUCCGCAACGUCACCUACGUGCACGGCUGCCAACUGUAG